AUGGCCGACGAACACAAGGUGCGCGUCCCGACACGUCUCCGUUCGCCGAGUUCACGCCUCCGCCGCUCGCGAUCGUGCUACCCGAUCUCGCGCGUCGGCGCCCGCUCGUCUUCCUUCCACCGCCUUCCAACUGGCGAGAUCGCGCGUUCGAUCCGACGAUGUUCCGUCCAUUCCGCGGCGUACCCACCCGACACUGACCUCGCGAUGAUCCACCGAUACGUUGCUGCACAGGCUCUCGGCAACGCCGCGUUCAGCGCGGGCAACUACGCCGACGCGGUGAAGCACUUCACCGACGCCAUCGGGGUGGACGCCGCCAAUCACGUCUUCUACUCGAACAGGUCCGCCGCGUACGCCGCGCUCAACGACUUCGACGCCGCCCUGAACGACGCGGAGAAGACCGUCGCGAUCAAACCCGACUGGGUCAAGGGUCACUCGCGCAAGGGCGCGGCGCUGUACGGCCUGAAGCGCUACGACGACGCGUGCGACGCCUACCAGAAGGGCCUGGAUCUCGAGCCCGACAACGACGCGUGCAAGUCGGGCUUGGCGGACGCGGAGACGGCGGCGGUGAGGGCGAUGGGCGCCGCGGGCGACGGCGGCGAUCCCAUGGCAUCCAUGGGCGCCAUGCUCUCGUCCCCAGAGCUCUACGGCAAGCUCGCCACGAACCCCGCCACGCGCGGAUUCCUCUCACAGCCCGACUUCAUCGCCAUGCUCACCGACGUGCAGAAGAAUCCGGACAAGUUCGGAUCGUACUUGUCGGACCCUCGCAUGAUGCAGGUUCUCUCCGUGGCGCUGGGGAUCAACGUGAUGUCCGGCGAGGACGCGAUGAAGAACCCGGACGCCAUGUUCACGAACAAAGGGGAGCCCACGGUUCCCAACGUGACCAAGACAACGCCGCCCCCGCCGCCCGCGCCCGAGCCCACGCCCAUGGCGGUGGAACCGGAGCCAGAGCCGGAGCCCGCCGGACCCAAGGCUGAGGCCAAGAAGGAGAAGGAGCUGGGUAACGCCGCGUACAAGGCCAAGAACUUCGACGUCGCCCUCGAGCACUACGACAAGGCCAUCGCGUUAGACGGCGAGGAUAUCUCGUUCAUCACCAACAAAGCCGCGGUGUACUUUGAGAAGGGCGACUUCGACAGCUGCGUCAAGGCGUGCGACGACGCCGUCGAGAAGGGCCGCGAGCUUCGCGUGGAUUACAAGCUCGUGGGUAAGGCGAUGACCCGCAAGGGUAACGCGCUCGUGAAGCUCGACAGGCUCGAGGACGCCAUCGAGGUGUACGGCAAGUCCCUGAUGGAGCACCGCAACGCGGACACGCUCAAACGCCUCAACGAGACUGAGCGCGAGCUGAAGGAGCGGACAAAGAAAGCGUACCUGGACCCGGCGAAGGCUGACGAGGCGAGGGAGAAGGGUAACGAGCUGUUCAAGGCACAGAAGUAUCCGGAGGCUGUGGAGCAGUACACCGAGUCCAUCGCGAGAAACCCCGACGAUCACAGGGUGUACUCUAACCGAGCGGCGUGCUACACCAAGCUCACGGCGUUCAACGAGGCGCUCAAGGAUGCCGAGAAGUGCAUCGAGCUCAAACCGGACUGGGCGAAGGGUUACACGCGCAAGGGCCACGUCGAGUUCUUCACCAAGCAGUACGACAAGGCGCUCGAGACGUACCAGGAGGGCCUCAAGCACGACCCGAACAACGAGGAGCUGAAGGAUGGCCUCUACAGGACCCACGUCGAGAUUCGAAAGGCGUCCACCGGGCAGGUUGACGAGAAGGAGCUCGCGGAGCGGCAGCAGCGCGCGAUGGCGGACCCGGAGAUUCAGGGCAUCCUGUCCGAUCCCGUGAUGCGACAGGUGCUCAACGACAUGAGCACCGACCCGAAGGCGGCGCAGGAGCACCAGAAGAAUCCGAUGGUGAUGGCCAAGAUUCAGAAGCUCAUCAACGCGGGCAUCGUCCAGACCCGCUGAUGA
Molecule: messenger RNA, 1956 nt
Organism: Micromonas commoda
Lineage: Eukaryota; Viridiplantae; Chlorophyta; Mamiellophyceae; Mamiellales; Mamiellaceae
Exons: 1
Coding region: 1-1953 (650 amino acids)
Molecular function (GO): Hsp90 protein binding
Source: RefSeq, a predicted model, not a curated record